Molecule: messenger RNA, 755 nt
Organism: Camellia sinensis
Lineage: Eukaryota; Viridiplantae; Streptophyta; Magnoliopsida; Ericales; Theaceae
Product: protein VASCULATURE COMPLEXITY AND CONNECTIVITY
Source: RefSeq, a predicted model, not a curated record
UAUCGGAGAAGGUAUUGCCCGCAGGGUAUUGCAUACCCCAAAUAUAUCCAUAUAUAUAUAGCCAUAUAUGCGUUGUAAUUACUUGUCUCCUUCUUAACUUUACAUGCCACACUCCAAUUCAAAACCUGAGCCAAAAAUAGAAAAGGCCUUCAAAAGUGUGCCAAAAUGGCUAAAGCUGGUUUAAUAGUUUGUGUAGUGAUUGUAGCUAUGGAUGUUGCUGCUGGAAUUCUCAGUAUUGAAGCAGAAAAGGCACAAAACAGGGUGAAACAUAAGAGGCUGCGGAUUUUCGAGUGCAAAGAUGCAAGCCGCGAUGCUCUUAAACUUGGGUUAGCUGCAGUUGUGCUUCUGACUCUAGCCAAUGUUACAAUGAGUUUGCUUGCUGGUUGCACUUGCAUUUAUUCAACAGAAGAGCACGAAAGCUCUUCUGCUACCAGGCGGGCAUCGUUUGCUUGUCUCAUUUUCUCAUGGUUUACGGCGGCCGUUGGAUUUCCUAUGCUGAUUAUUGGGACGUUGGCAAAUUCAAAAUCAAGAGAAUCAUGUGGGAUACUGCAUCAUCAUCUUCUAUCUAUUGGAGGGAUAUUAUGCUUUAUCCAUGGCCUAUGUUGCAUAGCAUAUUACAUUUCUGUAACUGUCAACAUUGGAAAAGAAAGUUCUUAAAUUCUUGGAUGUUAUGGCCUAACAAAUCUUUGUAAGACAAACAACAAUACAAAAAAUGUGUUGAGGUUUUCUGUUUUGGAAAACAUUUUUUCUUGUCA